AUGUUGGCUACUAAUGAUGUCAUUAAAUCUCAGUAUGAUACAUUACUAGAUAAACAAUCAAUUAAUUCAUGGCUUCCAUUGCCACAUCCAUGUGUAUUUACAUCGAAUUGGUCAUCUCUUCAUUUUGAUUUAAUUAAAAAUUAUCCAUUAUCUUGUUUACAUUCAAAACAUACAUCUGAAUCAAAUUCCACACUAACACUAAAAGAAUCCUGUUUAAAUGUUCAUAAACUAGGAUCCAUGUCAAAUGAAUCAACCUUAAACAAUGAUCAUUAUAUGGAAGUGAAUGAAGAUUGUGAAACAGAUUCAAAUAUGAUUCAGAAUGAAAACAAUACAAAUGAACGCCUUAAUAAAGAAUAUGAAACUCUGCCAGAAGUAAAGAAACCAAUAUUAUCAACUCAUAAAGGUAUAACUAAUAAUUAUAUAACAAUCAAAAAAUUUACAAUCCGUGAAACAACAAAUUUAUUAAAAACAUGGUUAAAUAAUCAUCGUCAUAAUCCAUAUCCAACAAAAAAUGAAAAAAUUAAAUUAUCUAUUAUAACUAAUUUAAGUUUAACACAAAUUUCAACAUGGUUUGCUAAUGCUAGAAGAAGAUUAAAAAAAGAUAAUCAAAUGACAUGGAUACCGAAAAUACGUCAUCAUAGGAUAGUAACUAAUUCAAUCAAUUUAAAUAAUAAUAAUAAUAAUAAGAUACAAAUUUGUCAAAAACAGGGUGGUGGUGAUAAUAAUAAUAAUAAUGAGGUUAAUAUAGAUCAAUUAUCACAAACGAAAGCUCAAUUAAAAUCAACAAUAAUAAGAGAUUGUUUAAUUAAUCCAUUCAAUACUAAUCAUCAUCAUCAUCUUCAUCAUCACAACUAUCACCACCACCACCAUCAUCAUCAUCAUGAUUCUCCUCAUUUGACAUCAUUCAAAAAUCAAUUAAUUUUGAAAUAUUUUCUAAAUAAAACCACCCAGCAACAAGAAGAAGAAGGAGAAGAAGAGCAACAAGAACAAGAACAAGAACCACCAUCACCACAACAAGAAUGUCUACAAUUCAUAGAGAAAUUAAAUAAUAAUAAUAAUAAUAAUAAUAAUAAUAAUAAUAAUAAUAAUGAUCAGAUCAAUUUAUCUAAUGAGAAUUCUAUAAUCAAUAAUGAUCAUAGUAACAAUGAUUCUCAUUUAUGGUAUAAUGAUUAUCAUACUAAAUUAAUCCAUAUAAUCAAUCAAUUAAAUUGUGAAAAUAUAGAUCAAUAUCCAUUAUUAUAUGGAUCAUUAUCGAAAUUAACUACAAAUAAUAAUUCUACUAUUAAUAAUAAUAAUAAUAAUAGUAUCAUAAAACAUGAUCAAACAUCACAAUUAUGUAGUCCUUCAUCAAAAAUAUGGUCAGUUGCUGAUGUCAUCGAUGUAUAA
This is a messenger RNA of Schistosoma guineensis, 1386 nucleotides long. NCBI's taxonomy places the organism in Eukaryota, Metazoa, Platyhelminthes, Trematoda, Strigeidida, Schistosomatidae. The record is from the annotation of a GenBank genome assembly.